AGUCGUCUGGUUGCUUAUUAUCGCCGGUGGUGGGAUCCGGGGCUCUGGAUCAUUGGGUCUCGCUGAAGUAACGGAACCCGGAAAGGUUCCGAGGGGGCACCGUCCACACUGCACAGGAGUGAGCGGGUUGCGGAACCUACUUCCGGGAUUUUCACCUCAGGUGUCCGCCAUUAUCCCGCGUGUCUCCUGGCCCCACGGACCCCAGAGGGUCCUAUGGCAACCGGCGCGCUGACGGACCCGGCCCAGGUGACUUGCUCCCCAGAUCCUGGGCAAAUCGUCAGGCUCCCAGUGAGGGGCUCCUGCUCAGGGCCUUGCGGGUCAGGACUCUGUUUCCAGAACAGGAGGUGUGCACGUGUGGUGGCCCCGCUGCUGACUGGCGAUGUGAUGAGUGCGGACAGUGUUAACAGCGGUGGACCCAGCGCGUCCAACGCCUUGGCGGUGCAGGUUGCCAUGGUAGGAGCAACAUCUGUGGUCCCUGGGCAGGUAAGGGGAAGAAGCCCCGGUACCUACAGAAAUGCCAUCCCUACCCCUGGUCCUGGCACAUGAUCUGGAGACACUGUUGUCCUAGGAUGUUGUCCUUGGUUCUGGGCCCUGGGGUCCCCUCAGGCCCAGGAUCCUGGAGGUCAGAAGUGGUCCUGAGGUGUUCCUGUAUGUCCAGUGAAGAAGGUCAAAUGGUGAGAUGUCCCUGGGCACAGGGGCUGGCCUGUCCACAUGCCUGGAGAUGAGAGUGAGUUGGGAGGGCUCAGGGAGCAGCAGGAUUCCGCUGAAAAGACUGAGGGCAGGAGUCGCUCCUGGGACGGCAGCCUGGGGAGCUGGGGCUCUCCUGAGGGUGUGGGGGCCGUGCCGGGUUUGCAGCAGAGGAGGGAGUGGUCUGGCUCUGGGUCUGAAGAGGCUGCUCUGCCUGCCCAGGGGAGGAGAUUGUGGGGGUGAGGGUGGAGCCAGGGAGACCCAGUGGAGGGACAGCCCUGGUGAAGGUCCACUGAGACUGGAUCCCAGCAGCGGCUCUGUAGCAGGAGAGGAGGUUCGUUUCUGUCUCGUGUGUGAGUAAAGGUGACCUUCUGCUGUACAGGGUGAGGGACAGUGGCCUGACACGACCCCGCGAUGUGUGCCUUUAGGGGAGAGUGGAGAUGCCGUUUCUGAGAUGGGAAGUCCAAAGUAGGAGUAAUUAACAGAAGUGCUAGCCAGAGUUACGCAUCACCAGGCUGAGUGUGAGGUGUCAGGUGGGCAAGAGGAAACACCUCUGGAGAUCAGGGAAGGCGGGUCAGGCUUGAAGGUGCUCCUGAGCAGGUGGAGAGCACGUGGCCCAGGCCAGAUCUGAGCUCUCACAGGUCAUGGGGGCGAUGGCAUGAAGGUUGUGGGGGAGGAGGGUCUUCUCCGUGGACUGGCUCACUUGUUGGGCACUGGGACAGGGGUGGGUGUCAUCACUGUGACGGAUGCGUAGGUACAGUGACCAUGAGUGUGUGUGCUGGGGCUGUGAGGGGCCUCAGGUGCAUCCUGGUCGCGGCACAGGAUCCUAGGGGGUGGAGAAGGUACUACUGAGAGGGACCCAGAGGUGAGGCCUGGGGCACUAUCUCCCCUCCGCAGGCUCAGGGUUUGUGAUAAGUGUUGCUGGAGCCUGCAGACUGUCAGAGUGGCUGGCCUGUGCUGAGGGGGUGUGGGGAACACAGUGAGACGCCCGAGGCCUGGAGCAGAGGUGGCAGUGUUGGGGUGGGGGUGGGGUCAUGGUCUGCGGGUGCGGGAGGUGAGAUCCUCCCCGCUGGGCCGUGGGGAGGGAGUGUGAGGAUGACUCGGGGCCCUUGUGCUCAGGUUUCCCCCAGGAGGCUGAGUGCCAGUGUCAUUGUUGGUGGCACGGUCUGUGUGAUCCCAGGAGAGCCGAGCGGAAGGAGAGUAACUGGGCGUGUGUGCGGCCGCCCAGAGCACCUGGCCCUGUGACCUUUGAGGAUGUGGCUGUGUACUUCUCCCAGGAGGAGUGGGGGCUCCUUAGUGAUGCUCAGAGGCUGCUGUACCACGACGUGAUGCUGGACACCUUGUCCCUUCUAGCCUCCCUGGGUUGUUGUCCUGGAGUACAUGCCGAGGUGGUCACUUCUGAACAAGGUGUUUCUGUAGAACAAGUGACACAAGCCAGGAGUCCAAAGCCAGACCCAUCCAUCCUGAAGACUCUUACUUCCGAUACGUGUGUCCUGGUAGAGAAGGAUGUUUCAUACCUGGCCGAGCACCAAGGAGUCCCUCCUGGUCUGGAACCACCCUCUCCUGGGGCCUCUGGGGAAAUGUUCAGUUCUUACCUAGAGCAGCACCAGAAGCAGCCCAGUGGAGAGAAACACCUCACAGGGGAGGGGAGCAGGGCCUUGCUCGUGACCGGCUGCAGAGCGCGUGUAUCUGACAGCAUGUUCACAUGCAGGGAGGUCGAGAAGGAUUUCCUAGGCACCCUGGACUUUCUCCAGCACCAGCCCUCCCACAGCGGAGAGCACCCACGUCGAAGCAGGAAGAGCAGGGAGGUCUCCCACUCUGAGCAAGGGCAUUACAAGUGCAGCGACUGUGGCAGAGCCUUCAAUAAAAAGUAUAAAUUCACAGAGCACCUGAGAGUUCACACUGGAGAAAAACCUUAUGAGUGCAGUGACUGCGGGAAGUUCUUCAGACUCAGGGGGGGUCUUACUCAUCAUCGGAGAGUUCACACAGGGGAUAAGCCUUUUGACUGUAGUAAAUGUGGGAAAGUCUUCCUCUACAAAUGUAAACUCGUUGAGCACCAAAGAGUCCACACUGGAGAAAGACCCUAUGAGUGUAAGGAAUGUGGGAGAGCCUAUGCCCGCAAGGAUUCACUGGUUCAGCACCAAAAAGUCCACACUGGAGAGAAACCUCAUUCCUGCGGUGAAUGUGGGAAGCCCUUCCUUUACAGAAAUAAACUUCUCGUGCACCAGAGGAUCCACACUGGAGAAAAGCCUUUUAAGUGUAAGGAAUGUGGGAAGUCCUUCAGUUACAAAACAAGUCUCAUUGUCCACCAGAGAACCCACACUGGAGAACGGCCUUACGUGUGCAGUGAGUGUGGGAAAGCCUAUGUCAACAAGAAAAGUCUUGUUGUCCACCAGAGAAUUCAUACUGGAGAGAGGGCUUACGAGUGUAACAAAUGUGGGAACUUCUUUACAAGCAACUUUGCCCUCAAUAAACACCAGAACGUUCACACUGCACGAAGGCGUUAUGAGUGCAGUGAGUGCGGGAAAGCUUUCAAGAGGAAAAUUAGACUUAUUGAGCACCGGAGGAUCCACACUGGAGAAAGGCCCUAUGAGUGUAAUGAAUGUGGGAAAGCCUUCAAGCUAAAGAAUACCCUUGUUGGCCACCAGAAUGUCCACACUGGAGCAAAGCCUUUCAAGUGCGGUGAGUGUGGGAAGCCCUACAGCAACAAAACAAGUCUUGUUGUCCACCAGAGAAUUCAUACUGGGGUAAAGCCUUUCCAGUGCGGUGAGUGUGGGAAGCCCUACAGUUACAGAACGAGUCUGAUUGUCCACCAGAGGAUCCACACUGCGGAAAAGUCUUACGAGUGCAGUUCUUUGUAGGCAGCUCCUAAGUGCAUGAUAAACAAGGGAUUUCACACUGGGGAGAUGCCUUCUGGACUUGAGCUUUCCUGCACUUGAGUUAAUAUCUAGCAGCACAGUCCCUGGGUCGUAGUGUAGGUGCCUGUUCCUCUUCUGUGGGGCCCGUCACACAUUCCUGAAGUGGCAGUGUCCUUGUACAGUCUCACCAGAACAGCCAGAGCCCGCGUUCCCGUGCUUGACGUUCUCACCAGCACUUGGUGUGGUUAGGCUUUCUAACAUCAGUGACAUCAUAGGUGUAUGGUGGUAGCAAGUGAUUUAAAUUUGCAUUUCUCUAACGAGAUGGUAUUGAGUGGUCUUCCCUGUGUUAAUUCCCAACCAUGUAUCAUUUUUGAAAUGUCUGUUCAUAUCCUUUCUUGUGUUAAUUACUGACUUUUGACAUUUCUUCAUGGAUUAUUCAUCAAGGUUCUCUAAUGGAAAUAUUUACCAAUACAUUCUUCCAGAAUUGGGUUUGCCUUUUCAGUCGAUUUUCUAGGAAAAUAUUUUUAAUUUCAGUGUAGUCUAAUUUGUCCAUUUAUUCUUCUGCUGAUGAUUCUUUUGGUGUUGUAAAUAAGCAGCGUUUUCCAAAUUUAAAGACACUGUUUCCUGUGUUUCCUUCUGUAAUUUGUAUGGUUUAGGGUUUUUAUUGAUGUAAAUGAAUCAUUUUCAGUUAAUUUUAGAAGUUAUUUUUUAAAAAUAUGGAUACCCAUUUAUCGCAGUGAUACUGAUUUAAAAGAUUAUACCUUUUCCCCUGAAUUGCUCUAGUAUCUUCAUUGAAGGUCCAUCAAUUUAGGUAUAUGUUUAUUUCUGGACUUUCUCUUCUGUUGCCUUUAUCUACUGUGUUUAUACCAGUAUUUUGAUGUGCUGAGUAAUUUGUUUUAUAUAUGUCUUGAAAUCAAAGUCAUAUACUCCAAUUUUCUUUAUUUUUCAAAGGCAUUGUAGCCAUUCUUGGUUCUUAGCCUUUCCAUGUGAAUUUUAGAGUCCAGUUUUCAGUUUGUACAUCACAAAAAAUCUUCCUAGAAGCUUGAUUGGGAUUGCAUUUAAUCUUUAGUUUAGAAAGAAAUACUGAGUGUCCCAGUCCAUCAACAUGAUAUAUUUCCUUUUAUUUAGAUCUGAUUUAAUUUUUCUUAGUAAUGUUUUUUUAGAUUUCUAUUCACAGGUCUUGCGUAUGUAUUUUCUACAACUGAUGAUUCUGUGAAUAGGAAUUUUAAACACUUUUUUUAAUUUGUGAGUUGUUCAGUGCUAGGACACUGAGCUAUCAAAGUAAGGAUAGAUGUGAUCCUUCUUAAUCUUAUAAGUGACAUCUACAGAGAGCUGUUAGAAGUGCUGUACCUUUGAACCAUUAUUAAAAUACUUGCAUUAGGAUAAAAUAAAAGGAGGACAGCUGCCCAUUGCUCUCUUACUCACUGCUGUCCUGGAGCUCCAGUUUCAUUCAGUGACGCAAAAUGACGAAUAUGCCGCAGUGGGAAAGGAAGAAAUAAAUCACCAAACUUACAUCCUCAUUUGUCAUCUUCACAGAGUCCAAAUGUGGACACUCAAUUUAGUGCCUGAAUCCAUCAUAAACUCCUAAUUUUUUCAUCACCCAUAUGCUGCCCUUCUUGCUUCCUUAGGACCCUUCCCCUUCUGUUACACUAUGCACUCAGCAUCAUAGAUGAGCUGCUCAUUGUAUUGUUCCAGCAAAUACAGAGUAAGUUCCAGGAGGGAAAUGUGUGUUUAUAUGUUGUGCACUGAUAGAUUCCAUAGUCCUGGAAAAAUGCCUGAAAUACAUAUGGUGCAUAUUGACGUCUUAAAAUACGGAACAAACUAUCAGCACAAAUGUAACGUUCAUUUGCACAUCUGUGAAUAUACUUUCUACACCUCCUCACACUGUCUUUACUUCAUUACCCUUAAUGCUCUUCAGUUAUGGGAAGAAACCAUAUUUUGCAAAAAGUGUUUAAAUCAACUAAAAGGCUCCAACACCAUUUUAUUGGCUUCCUUCUCUUCUUAGAUCUCAGAUUUUUUUCCUCACAUUCCAUCAGGAUUUUGAUUGUUUAUUCCAAAAACCAGUUUUCCUGCAUCAAUGUGUGCCACUCCUGAUGGGUAUCUGUCUUAUGAAGCACUUUUGAUAGCUGUUGGUAGGUACACAGUCCCACGUGUUUUUCAGAGUCAUCUCCACUCCCCGUGCAGACACUGCGAGUGCGCUCACAGGUGAAGUGUUAAUCAGUUCCCCAUGAACAGAUGACAUCAUGGACUUACAAACCUUCAUCACAGGCUUAUAUGUCACCCCUGUUGCUCACUUUCAGAGAUGCUGCCAUGGCAGUCCUUGUUCUGGGAGCAAAUACACAUUUGGUAAGUAUCUCUUCAGCAAUCUGAUUGUUUGGAAAUAUUUAUCUCAGGAAACCAAAGAUUAACUAUUUUAAAACUAAAUUUGGCUUCCUGAAAUUAGAACAAUAGAAAUAAAACCUUAGAUAGAUUAGAUAUACAGAAACAGAGAUUUAGACAGACAGAUAAGAAGAAACCCAUAAAAACAGGAAAGGUUUGCUGAGGAAAGCAAAGGCAUGUUGCCUGUCAUCAGCCUGCUCCAGGAGUACCUGGCAUCUCCCCUCAUUGCUUUGAAACUGGACUCACUGGAUUCUCAGUAACCACACUGACUAUAAAAGGGUUCACUGUCGAGGCUUCAAGCUAAGGUAGGUUGUGGGUAGUCAGAUGAAGAUGAGCUCUCACUCUGAAUGGAAGCCUGGUGUCUGUGUGACAUCUGUUGAUUGGGGACAUGUUUCAUGGAGCCUUUAAUGAAGUCUACAUUUCCAUCCUUGGUGGAAGGCUGUUCAUGGCACCUCACAUUCCUGGGUGUUCUCUUUAUCAUACUAAUCGACACACUGCCCUCCUGGGGCCUUGGCUUCCAUUCCUUCUAUGAAAAUGGAUCCAUUCUCCUCUCUUCUAACAGUCUAUCACCUACUGAUACAUCUAUCUGUGUCUUUUUAUCUGUCAUCUUUGCUUUACUGUAAUUUCACCUCAACUGCAUGUCCCGUUUAUAAUUUUUUUAAACAGAAAAUAAAAAUUUGGACCAGAGACCCUCUUAGAAGAAUAGACCCACCCUACAUUCAAUGAGAAUUUAAUUUAGACCCUUCCUGUGUCUACACGACGCUUUGGGAAGUUACCAGUCAUUGUCGGUGAGUCACUGCAGGUUGUCAGGAGUGGAGUGACCCGCAGCCUCAGCACUGCCAUAGUUGCAGACACUCAGGUUUAUGCAAACUUCGAGAUUCCCACAGUCAUUCUAUUGACAUUUGUUUUUGUUUUUUAACCUCAUCUUGAGUCUUCUCAAGAUUCCUGGUUCAUUCCUUUGUCCAUUUCACUUCAUUUUUUGAUUUUUUAACCUACUUUCAUUACACUGGUGGUAUUUUUUACUUCCACUUUAAAUAGUGUAAGACUCAUAAUGUUUACUAUUAAUAUUUUGAAAGGAUCCACUUGUGUAUAAAGUUAAAUUGAAUAAGGACAUCAGUACACCAUACUCCUCCUGCACACAGUCUGCAAUCCAGGGAACAAACACUGUUCGCAAAUGGUGAGGAUCCCUCCAGAAAGAAGUGACAGUUUAUUCCAAAUCCACACAAACGCUCAAUAAGAUCUCUGUUCUCUUAAUCCCAAAUUAACUACUCUAAAGAGUACAGCUUCUAGAUUUGAAUGAAAGACGCUGUUGGGGUAAAGGGGGUGAUUCAAAAGAUGGGAUACAUUUAAAGAAAACUAUGUAAACCUGUACAUAUUCUGCACUCAAGAAAGGUUUAAAUGUCCCCUGCUUUUAACACCACCUUACAUGAGCUUCAAUAUCUAAAUCGUGUUUGAUUAGUUAUGGUUUGUGAUUGGAAAGAAAAAAUAGAAAUUCAGCAUCAGAGAAUUAUGACCCACAAUAUAUUUUGGCAAAUUAACAUAUGUUAGUGUUGAGAAACAAUGGGAGAGUGUUUUCAGUUUCACUGGCAUUUCUAUCAUUUGUGAAAGGUGUCUGAUGCACACAUGAAUGUCUGUUAAGUACUGCCUAUCCAUGUAUGUGCCCAGCAUCUUUUUGGGUCCUUCAGAAAUGUAAUUACUAUUGUUACUCAAGUUAUUGGUAAUAGAUUUCUGUUCUAUGUUCUGUAAAUAAAAAUGGAAGGCUAAUUUUAAUUUGUUUAAUAUAAUUUAUGAGUAUUAUUACAAAAAUAAUCUAUGAAUAUUAUUAUGAAAUAAAAUGGCCUCUAGUUUG
Molecule: messenger RNA, 7773 nt
Organism: Camelus dromedarius (Arabian camel)
Lineage: Eukaryota; Metazoa; Chordata; Mammalia; Artiodactyla; Camelidae
Product: zinc finger protein OZF
Exons: 4
Coding region: 2016-3548 (510 amino acids)
Biological process (GO): negative regulation of transcription by RNA polymerase II
Cellular component (GO): nucleus
Molecular function (GO): DNA-binding transcription repressor activity, RNA polymerase II-specific; RNA polymerase II cis-regulatory region sequence-specific DNA binding
Source: RefSeq, a predicted model, not a curated record